CCCUCAAUAUAUAGAGCCUUGAACUCUCUGCUUCCUCCCCAACUCUCACUCUUCUCUUUUAAGCUUUUGUAAGAGCUCUGUCCAUUAAUUCUCUUACAGGUGGAUUUAUCAGAAGUUUUAACUGAUAAAUCAUACCAACAUUGUCAAUAUUUAGUGGGUUAGUGUCAUUAAACAUAAUUUAUAUCAUGGCAAGCUUUACAAAGCUCAUUGCAAUGGCUCCUCUGUUUAUGUUGUUGUGUCUGCCUUUAGCUUUUGCUGGGCAUGACUAUGGUCAAGCCCUAAGCAAAAGCUUUCUGUUCUUCGAAGCACAAAGAUCUGGUUAUCUUCCUCAUAACCAAAGAGUUAACUGGAGAGCUAACUCUGGUCUAAAUGAUGGCAAAGCCAGUGGGGUGGAUCUUGUUGGUGGGUACUAUGAUGCAGGAGAUAAUGUGAAGUUUGGUUUGCCUAUGGCUUUCACUGUUACAAUGGUUUCUUGGAGUAUUAUUGAAUAUGGUAAACAAAUGGCUAGUAGUGGUGAACUUGGUCAUGCUAUGGAUGCUGUUAAAUGGGGAACUGAUUACUUCAUUAAAGCUCACCCUGAACCUAAUGUUCUUUAUGGAGAGGUAGGAGAUGGCAACACUGACCAUUACUGUUGGCAAAGACCAGAAGACAUGACAACAGAUCGCCAUGCUUAUAAGAUAGACCCAAGUAAUCCCGGGUCGGAUCUCGCCGGUGAAACCGCCGCAGCUAUGGCGGCUGCCUCCAUGGUUUUCCGCCACAGUAAUCCUGCUUAUGCCAAUGAACUUCUCACUCAUGCACGUCAGCUAUUUGAUUUUGCAGACAAGUACAGAGGCAAAUAUGACAGCAGCAUUACUGUUGCACAAAAAUAUUACCGCUCAAUCAGUGGCUACAAUGAUGAGUUGUUGUGGGCAGCUGCUUGGUUGUAUCAGGCUACUAACAGUCAGUACUACUUGAGCUACCUUGCUGAAAAUGGCGACUCUAUGGGUGGGACUGGCUGGGGCAUGACUGAAUUUGGCUGGGAUGUUAAGUAUGCUGGUGUGCAAACCCUCGUCGCGAAGUUCUUGAUGCAAGGCAAAGCUGGCCACUAUGCACCAGUCUUUGAAAGGUACCAACAGAAAGCUGAAUACUUUAUGUGUUCGUGCCUCGGAAAGAACAGCAAGAAUGUUCAGAAAACUCCUGGUGGCUUGAUUUUCCGACAAAGAUGGAACAAUAUGCAGUUUGUUACGAGUGCCUCCUUCCUUGCCACAGUUUACUCUGACUAUCUUACUUCUUCCGGUAAAAGCAUGAGGUGUUCUUCGGGCAAUGUUGCUCCAUCUCAACUCCUAUCCUUCGCUCAAUCUCAGGUGGAUUACAUUCUUGGAGACAAUCCGAGAGGGACGAGUUAUAUGGUGGGAUAUGGAAACAGCUAUCCUAGACAAGUUCACCAUAGGGGUUCUUCUAUUGUUUCCUAUAAGGUGAAUCCUACAUUUGUCACCUGCAGAGGUGGUUAUGCCACUUGGUUUAGCCGGAAAGCAAGUGAUCCUAAUCUUCUCGCUGGUGCUAUCGUCGGUGGCCCUGAUGCGUAUGAUGACUUUGCUGAUGAAAGAGAUAACUAUGAACAAACCGAGCCUGCUACUUACAACAACGCUCCUCUUGUUGGUAUAUUAGCUAGAUUGCACGGUGGUCAUGGAGGCUACAACCAGCUUCUUCCAGUUGUGCUUCCGCAUCCUGCUCCUGUCCAGCAGAAACCUGCACCGCAACCAAAAGUAACUCCAGCUCCAGCAUCAACUUCUGUUCCUAUUGCUAUUGAGCAGAAAAUGACAGCUUCAUGGUAUGCCAAAGGAAGAACAUACUACAGAUAUUCCACUAUGGUGACCAACAAGUCAACAAAAACUUUGAAAAAUAUUAAUCUCUCUAUAUCAAAGCUUUACGGUCCUAUUUGGGGUAUCACACAGUCUGGAAAUUCUUACACUUUUCCGUCAUGGAUUAACUCAUUACCCGCCGGGAAAAGUCUCGAGUUUGUUUAUAUUCAUUCGUCAUCUGCUGCAGAUGUCUCUGUUUCAAGCUACAUUCUAGCCUGAUAAUGGAAGUUUUUCAAUUACAGAAAUAGAAUGGAUUCUCAUAGCUUCUGAGGUUUUAAUGCAAGAGUUGUGCAGCUAUACAAAAACAAAACAAAAAAAGCAGUCCAGAAAGGUCUUUUUAUUCGCACCUUUUGUUCUUCAUUUGGGAUUUUCAACUUGUUGAUUAGUGCAAGGCUAUAAAUAAGCUUGAGGAUUGGAGGACGAAAGGAGCGACGAGACGAUGAAAAAGUGCUCAUCCUCUUUCUCCUUCACUUCACUACUUUUUUUUAUAUAGAAAUGUUUGAGAGAGUGAGAAUUGAGAAGUGAAAAAGAUCAUCUUCUCAAUAGAGAUUGCAAUAUUUUCUUUUGUAUUUGAGAACAGUUAUUUUCUUGCAUUUUGAUGUUGUAAGCUUUGCAACAGCUUUAAAUUUCCCUUAUAAAUGAAUAUAUAGUUUGUGCAA
This is a messenger RNA of Mercurialis annua (annual mercury), 2500 nucleotides long. RefSeq names its product endoglucanase 6. Gene Ontology annotation, biological process: carbohydrate metabolic process. The record is from RefSeq and is a predicted model, not a curated record. Gene Ontology annotation, molecular function: carbohydrate binding; hydrolase activity, hydrolyzing O-glycosyl compounds. The transcript has 9 exons. The coding region runs from base 186 to 2060 and encodes 624 amino acids. NCBI's taxonomy places the organism in Eukaryota, Viridiplantae, Streptophyta, Magnoliopsida, Malpighiales, Euphorbiaceae.